This is a messenger RNA of Cyprinus carpio (common carp), 3498 nucleotides long. Its product is annotated as protransforming growth factor alpha-like. The transcript is spliced from 6 exons. Bases 404 to 970 code for a protein of 188 amino acids. The record is from RefSeq and is a predicted model, not a curated record. Gene Ontology annotation, biological process: positive regulation of cell population proliferation; epidermal growth factor receptor signaling pathway; positive regulation of mitotic nuclear division. NCBI's taxonomy places the organism in Eukaryota, Metazoa, Chordata, Actinopteri, Cypriniformes, Cyprinidae.
CUCUCUUUAGCUCACACGAGCGCGCGCACGCACAACAGAAGGAUGUCAAAGGAGUGGAGAGGGCUCUGAGCUAUGAGUGAUUAUUAGUGGCGUGGUUUUGUAGUUAACAAUGUUUUACCUCUUAUCUUUAUCAUGAUAGUGAAUUAGAAAAAAGUUAGGGCUUUAUAUGACGUCAGUGGUAAAGGUAAUACGGCGUGGCUCAAGUUAGACGUCAAGUUCAAAAUACCUGAAUCGACGCGUGGCGUCUUUUGUCGAGUAACUUAGGAUACACGAAACUAUGAAGACAGACGCACACAGUUUUACUCUGCAAUUCAGAUUUCCUUAAAGGUGCCCAAGGUAAACGUUUUAAUAUAAGAGACGACGCUGUGAAUCCUUCACCAUCAAGUCACAGAAACGCCUUAUAAUGAUGUAUCGUGCUUUUUGGGAUACAAUAUUCCUUCUCACCGGAUCCCUUUUUACAUAUGGGCAGGUGCAAGAGAAUUCUACCUCAACAUCAACCAUUGCAACCACCACAACAACAGCUACCACCACUACCACAACAACCACCAGCAGCACGACCUCAACCACUACUACUUCACGUGUCAAAAAAUUUAUAGCAGCCGCUGUCCACUCUCACUUUGAUGACUGCCCUGACUCCCAUAGCCACUUCUGUUUUCAUGGCACAUGCCGCUUUCUCAUACUGGAGGAAACACCUGCAUGCAUAUGUCAUCCUGGCUUUGUGGGUAUGCGAUGUGAACAUGCAGACCUCUUGGCAGUGGUGGCAUCUAACCACAGGCAACAGACUGUGGCCACCAUGCUGGUGUUGUGUGUGGUGGGCAGUGUUCUACUCAUGCUGCUGUGCACUUUACUAAAUUGUUGGUGGAGACGGGGUGGUUGUGGGCGAGGUAACACCAUUUCGUGUUGGUCGGAGAAGCCUAGGAGUAUUUUGACGGGUGGGACAUCCUGCUGUCAUUCAGAAACAGUGGUUUGACAUGCGUUUUCUGGAGCUCAUGCAGGUGCUCUCUUAAAAAUGAGACCAAAAAAUCUUCCAUCUUACUCGUGGACUUCACUAUGACUGCGUUUCUUAAACUACAGACUGGCACAGCUGGUAAACGCAGUACAUAUUGAGAGCAUUUUGAAGUGGAAAGUGAGAGAACUCAAACAUGGAACUUUACAUUCAGACUGAGUCAUUCCUAAAAGGAUAUUUUUGGAACAACAACAGCAAUGACAAGAGUUAAAGGUGGAACUCAAAAACUGAGAAACUCUUAAAGAAGAACUCAGAACAAGCUACAUGGAACUCAACUACAGGAUCCAGUGACGUAGAGACAUGGCCAUUUGGAAUAAGGUACGGAUCGAUGGCCCAAAAAAAAAAAAAAAAAACCUGAUCUGAAAAUGAGAACUUUGAGAGAGGUUUUAGAAAAAUCAUUAUUACUAACAGGGCUUAUCUUAAAGCUAUAAUUAUCUUUAUAGAUGUAUAAGACAACAUUCUCGCAGUCUUUGUCUUUUAAAAUACUGUUAGCAUAAAAAACACUAAUAAUAUGCCAUUAAUGAGAUGUGAAACUCACUAAAAAGUACUUUAAGAUAUACUUUUUAACAAGUAUAUAAUAUCACAUUUUCUGUAUCACAUUAUGGAUAAAGAAUGGGAGAUUACUUAACAUUUGAGUCAGUCAAGUAGCAUGUAAUAUUAAAACUACAAUAGACUCUUUUGCCAAUUUAUUUGAGCUUGAUCUCCUUAUAAUGUUGAUUAACAACUUUUCAUAGAUUAACAGUAAACAUGAGACACUAUAGCCGGCUCUGAGGGACAAAUAAUUUAUUGUACACAUUAUAACACUUUUACCGUAAUUACAUUUUUUAUUUUAUAUAUAUAAAAAAUAUUGGAAAUGUAGGAUGUAAACAUUUACAAAUAUGACAUGUAACUUAAAGUUAUGCAUAGAUUCACAAAUCCCACAAAAAAAUGUCUUCAUGCACAGAAAGUGCUUGUUCGUAUAAUGUGCUAUCAAAGAUUUGGCAGCAUCAGUAGAGUAAAUGGAUUAUAAUGGGAGCCUCAGUAUGUUCACUAUUUUUAGCCGUGGUAUGACAUCACAUAACAUCUGCAUGUUCACAUAUGGAAUGAUUGGAUGCAUGUCUGAUCACAUAAUUACACACAUUUCACUGUGCUCUUGUGCAGUGUACAUUUCAAACACAUUGUGAAUACAGUCACCUUUAAAUCUGCACCUAUGUUUUUCACGAUGGAUGUUGGUGAUGGCUAUAGUGCAUCAUUAUUCACGCACUUGAGGAAUAAAACACUUCACUGUAUCUUAAUUGCUUAAUUCACUAUUAUCAUGUUUAUUGGGGCACACAUAUGCAUACAGAGGCUCAAAUCAUUAUGAUAUUAUUCAGUUUGAUGCACAUUGUCCUUAUCAACUUGUGCUUAUAAAGAUGUAUGGAAACUUUUACACUGAAAUAUUUUAAUCUGUAUGUUUGUUUUGUUCUCGUGUUCUCUGUCCUCAAGCUUUUGCCAAUCUCAUGUUAUAAAACAAAUGUUGAGUGACCCUAAAGGUCAGAAGGUUUAUGUAUAAAAUAUGCCAUUGUAGGUUUUAUUCAAUCUAAACCCUUCUCAGAAGCUGGAAGAAAAAAAAAAAAAAAAGAAUUUGGUGGACUUAUAUUUGGCAGUGUUACUGAAGUCUGAUCACUGUGUGAAGAUUCAUGAAAUAUUUGAGAUAAUUAUCCCAAAAGUCAUCCAAGUGACAAAUCAAAUACUUAGACUGUCAGCAUAGGCAACAUUUGUGAAUGAUUUUGAUCAGCCUGAAAAAAAACAAAACAGAUUCAGGAUGAUUUAUCUGUUUAUUUAUUGAUCUACGUGACUGAUCCUGAUAUUUCACUUAAUUAUAAACAUAAGGACUGAAUAUAAACUUCACAAAAAAUAAGUGAAUGAGAGUGCAAUGACAGAAAAGAAAAUGUGGGUGAGUGUUAAACCUCAGAUUUUUCAAAUGUAAUUUUUUUUUUUUUUUUUUUUUUUUUAUCUUUAUGAGAGGAGUUUGGUUAAAAUGGUAAAGUAAGCAUUGGGAAUUUCAGGCUGAAGAAUUUUGUAACAUGCAGUCAUUGCAUAAUUUCCAUAUGUGAAAUUGCAGUCAUCCAUGAAGAUGAUGAUGAUGUCAAACUUAAAGACUAACGGAUAAAUUGGCCUUAGCACUAGAGACAAUGCUCAGUGUUGCAUCUCUUGCUUUGUGCCAACUGAAUCCUGUUUAAACCCAAUUAGCUGCUUAUUGACUGACGUUUGUGUAUGAUAUAAUGUAAACACCAUCCGUCGUUCUCUUUAAAAUACUGUCUUGUUCCAUGUUGGGGAAAAUACAUUGUGGGAAUAUUGUUUUGGUUGUACUGUGUAUGAAGAAUGUGGUGUUCAUCAGUCAAGCAUGAAGGUAAGAGUUAGAUAAUUCCAAUAUGACUGUCACAUGCUUUGCUGUAUGACAUUUUGUUGAGUGUUUUGACCUCUUUGUCUAAGUUUGCAUAUUUUUCCAAAUAUCACAAAGUGCAGCAAAA